AUGCAGCCUGUCAAGCCACAGUCUGCGCCCGUAUCCGGCGAUCCUGAUCAUACCUCUCGGCACGACGAAUAUGAGGUUGUCGAGGUCGAGGAUGACGGUUCUAGACUAGAGGCCCCAAGGAGUACCUACUCCAGGCCGCCUCUGCCUCGUCUGAAUUCACAGUCGCGAGCAUCUCCCUCGCCGGUGCCUCAUCAUGAAACCUCCCCACCGCAGCCUCACCCUCACCGAAACGGCAAUACAGGUACCCCACAGCCGCAAGAGGGCGGGCCUGUUCAUCUGCAGGGCUCGCGGGAGAUACCCAUCCCCAUCAGGACAUCGUCGAGUCAACAUCAAAGUGCACCCAAAGCACCCCCGCCGCCAACAACCGAGACUGUAGACAGUGGCACGGACGAAGCAUCACCUGAUGCCCGACCCUCCUCGAACAGCACCCCCAAGCCGCAAGAAAAGAAUGCUCCGAUCCAGAUACCCAAAGUUACACCACUGUCCUCUGGUCUUACGCUGCCUCCAAACCUUGCUCAGCUAGCGCAAGGUCUGGACGGAAAGUAUGUCGACGAGUUCGGAAACAUUCUCGACUGGAACGGUCAGGUGCUUGGUCGUGUCGAGGGAGACCUGCCGUCCAUGAUCGGACGGCCAGUCGCGGUAACGGGCGAGAUCUUCAGCGAGGACGGCGAGGUCGUUGGUUAUGUAGCAGAGAAUGAUACCAUCCCCCCGGCGCCUCCUUCGCCCAAGCCCAUUGAAGGCAUGGGCGACGGUUUGAAGGUAGACCAUAUGGGCAACAUUCUCGAUAAGAAUAACAACGUCGUCGGCCACUUCGACGGCGCCCCUCUGGCCAAGUCCCUGCAGCAGACUGGCCAGACUGGCAAAUCAAGACAGUCUAGUGGCGCCCGUCCUGGCCAUGUCCCCGACACGCGGACAAGCUGUCCUGAGUGUACUGCGCAUCAGGCCAAGCCAUCUUCUACAACACCCAGCCCUUCGGAGAUCUUCAUGGACGUCAAGUCGACCAAUGACGGAAUUCAGCUCAUCAUCAAGAUACCCACGGUUUUUCACGGCGGAGGAAAUCCUAAUAUCCAUAUAGGAACCGGAUCGUGA
Molecule: messenger RNA, 1089 nt
Organism: Colletotrichum graminicola M1.001
Lineage: Eukaryota; Fungi; Ascomycota; Sordariomycetes; Glomerellales; Glomerellaceae
Exons: 1
Coding region: 1-1089 (362 amino acids)
Source: RefSeq, a predicted model, not a curated record